Lathyrus oleraceus (garden pea) is the source of this 699-nucleotide messenger RNA. RefSeq lists its product as uncharacterized. Bases 1 to 699 code for a protein of 232 amino acids. Gene Ontology annotation, molecular function: nucleic acid binding; RNA-DNA hybrid ribonuclease activity. The record is from RefSeq and is a predicted model, not a curated record. The transcript has a single exon. Lineage: Eukaryota; Viridiplantae; Streptophyta; Magnoliopsida; Fabales; Fabaceae.
AUGUAUUUGACAGUCCUAGAGGAUUCUAUGGGUUGCGUGUUAGAACAGCACGACGAAUCAGGUAGAAAGGAACAUGCCAUCUACUAUCUUGGCAAGAAGUUCACUAAUUGUGAAUCAAGGUACUCUUUGCUAGAAAAUACUUGUUGCGCCCUCGCUUGGGCUGUCAAACGAUUAAGGCAGUACAUGGUGACACAUACCACUCUAUUGAUCUCCAAAAUGGACCCAAUUAAGUACAUCUUUGAGAAACCUGCUCUAACCGGAAGGGCCGCCCGUUGGCAGAUGGCCUUGACUGAAUACGACAUUCAACUUGUCACCCAAAAGGCCAUCAAUGGAAGUGUUCUGUCUGAUUACUUUGCCCACCAUCCGAUAGAAGACUACCAACCAAUGAAAUUCGACUUCCUGGACGAGGACAUCCUAAUCAUAAGAGAGUGCAAUAUUUCAGGCCCCGAGGAAGGCCCCGAAUCGGGGUCGCGAUGGAUGCUCGCGUUUGAUGGUGCUUCCAAUGCACGAGGCCAUGGAGUAGGUGCCAUCAUUACAUCACCGAUAGGAUUUCAUCUUCCAUUUACCGCAAGAUUAUGCUUCGACUGUACCAAAAAUAUGGUAGAGUACGAGGCAUGUAUCUUCGGUAUAAAAGCGACAAUCGACUUGAGAAUCAAGAUACUUGAGGUUUACGGGGACUUAGCUCUCGUUAUUAGCUAG